AUGGCCAGAACGGAGAAGACCGGCGCACACCAAGCGUCGGAUAUCGAGGCUGUUCAGCUUGACCGUGACAACAUCACCAAUGAGAAAGCAGCACCACGCCCUGGCGAAUACGUGGAAAACCCGGCCAAAUACAACCAAGAGACAGAGCACAUCGGCACUCUAGAGCGUAGACUCAAGUCUCGCCAUGUGCAAUUCCUUGCCCUCUCUGGUGCCAUUGGCACAGGUCUUUUUGUCGGCAGUGGCCAGGUCAUCUCGCUGGCUGGCCCCCUCUCGGCCGUACUCUCGUACGCCAUCACCGGGUUCAACCUCUUCUGCGUUAUCAACAGCCUCGGCGAAAUGGUUACCUGGCUGCCCCUCCCUGGCGCCGUCCCCAUCUUUGCCACUCGAUAUGUAGACGAGGCUCUAGGCUUCACCCUUGGCUGGAAUUACUGGUACCAGCUGGCCAUUGGCGUGCCGCUCGAGUGCACCGUCUGUGCCGUCAUCAUCGAUUACUGGGACCACAGUCUCCCCAAAGCGGGGCUUCUCACCAUAUUCUAUGUCGCCAUGGUCAUCGUGAACUGCUUCCCAGUCAACAUCUAUGGAGAAGCUGAGUUCGUCUUUGGCGCCAUCAAGCUCACCACCAUUGUUGGGCUCAUAUUGCUCAUGCUCAUCGUUACAUGUGGCGGUACUCCCACAGGCGAGGUUAUUGGCUUCAAGUAUUGGAGAGAUCCUGGCCCAAUGAAUGAAUAUCUCAAAGAAGGCCCUCUCGGUCGGUUCCUUGCCUUUUGGAAGGUCUUCAUCCAGGCGACCUUCUCAUAUGGUGGCAGUGAAAUGGUUGCCGUCGCUGCAGGAGAAACCGAGAAUCCACGUCGCAACAUUCCCAAGGCCGUACGCAGAGUGUUCUGGCGAAUCCUCUUGUUCUAUGUUCUCGCCAUGUUCCUCGUCUGUAUGUGUGUGUCAUCCGAAGACCCGAAGCUACUCAAUGCCAUCAGCAGCAACGCGCCCGGCGCCAACCAGAGUCCGUUUGUCAUUGCUAUUGACAACGCCAAGAUCAAGACCCUGCCUGGCAUCCUGAACGGCAUAGUCCUUACUUCUGCCUGGUCUGCUGGCAAUUCGUUCUUUUAUUCCUCCACUCGAGUGCUCUACUCAGCUGCUCUAGACGGCAAGGCGCCUGCCUUCCUGAGGUAUGAGAAGUUUGGUGUACCGUAUGGAUGUGUCGCAAUGACGUCUGCCUUGGGCCUUUUGACCUAUCUCAAUGUCAACGAGCAGUCAAAUGAGGUCUUCUUCUGGAUCAGCAACAUCUCUGCCGUCAGUACCUUGAUCGUCUGGGCCGCCAUCUCGUAUACUUAUGUCCGAUUUUACCAUGCACUGAGGUACAAUGGAGUUGAUCGCGAUACUCUACCCUUCAAAUCACCUCUGCAGCCAUAUCUCGCGUGGUUUUCCAUUUGCUUCUGCCUUCUCAUCGCCUUCUUCAAUGGAUUCGACUGCUUCUUCCCCGGGAAAUUCAGCGCCAAGACAUUCAUUCCUCCAUACAUUGACAUUCCGAUUGUGCUUUGUUUGUUCUUUGGAUACAAGUUUGUUAAGAAGACCAAGUUCGUCCGGGUAGAGGAGAUGGAUAUUUGGUCGGGCAAGGCUGAGAUUGACCGUCUGGAACCUCUAUGGCCCGUCGUGAAACCGCGGAACUUUUUGGAGCGUAUCUGGUUCUGGAUUGCAUAG
Messenger RNA from Clonostachys rhizophaga, 1695 nucleotides. The record is from the annotation of a GenBank genome assembly. Lineage: Eukaryota; Fungi; Ascomycota; Sordariomycetes; Hypocreales; Bionectriaceae.